Messenger RNA from Rotaria sp. Silwood2, 1839 nucleotides. The record is from the annotation of a GenBank genome assembly. NCBI's taxonomy places the organism in Eukaryota, Metazoa, Rotifera, Eurotatoria, Philodinida, Philodinidae.
AUGCAAUCAUCAUCAUCUGUUAUAAAUUCAUCAAAUAAUCAAAAUUAUUUUCUUUCGCAAGAAGAUCGUACACGUCUUUAUCAAUUAUUAAAUGAAUUUGAUAAUGAUCAAUUACGUUUAAUUCUUACAAAACAUUUACGAAAUCCUUCAAUAUUAAAUGAACUACAACAUUAUCCACGUGCACGACUUUUUCAAGAAUGUUUCACACUUUUUGAUAAUUGUCAUCCAAGUGAAUUAGAGCAAACAUUAUUUGCUUUAAGACAGAAACGUGUUCCAUCAGAUUUUUAUCAACAACAACAGCAGCAAACACAAUCAAAUUUUCGAGCCUCAUAUAAUCAAGAACCACCAUCUUAUUAUACACAUACAACAAUACAAUAUGGUGGACAACCAAACUAUCAUUUACCGUCAGCAACAACAAUACCACAACAUAUACGAGCGACUCGACCAAAUUUAAAUCUUUCUCAAUCAACUAAUAGUAAUGAUCCUCGUUCUGCGCAACAAGCUUCAUAUAUGGUUUCGGUUAUUCCUCAUCCACAACACAUAAGAUCUUUAUCUCCUUCAACUCCAUCUAUUCCAAAUAAUUCUUCAACAUCUGUUAUUCAACAAUAUCAAAACCCACAUUUACCUGUACCACCGUUUAUCCAAACAGCUUCUUCUUCUUCUUCUUCAUCUACCCAUCAAACUUCUAUUUUACCUUCAACAAAUAAUUCGCAACAUCCAACAAAUAAUUCACAGCAUCCAAUAAAUAAUUUACAACAUGCAACGAAUAAUUCGCAAUAUUCAACAACUAAUUCACAACAGCCGACAAAUAACUCACAACAUUUAACAAUAAAUAAAAUAAGUUAUAAAAGUUUACCAUUUUAUCAAACAAUAACAUGUGUUUAUGAACGUUAUAAUGUAUUUCAUUAUGAUGCAUAUCGAAAACAGUAUACAUCAUAUGAUGAAUUUAUUUUGCCAUUAGACGUAUGUAAUCAAUUAGGUUUAUCAUAUGAUUAUGAUUCUAAUCUUAAUCUUCAUAAAACAAGUAAAUGUCUUAUAUUACGUCUUGCACGUAUUGAUCAACCAGCAACAUUUCAUGGACAAUAUGAAGACAAUCUUCCACCAAAUUUAGUUAUUGUUGUUAAUGGACAUAGUUUAACAAAUUUACCUUUACCAAAAGCUUGUACACGACAACAAAAUGAUUUAAUACGUAUUGGACGUGAAAUUGAUUUAACACCAUAUGUUAUGUUUAAUCCAAUAUUAAAAAAUGAAAUUCGAAUAACAUGGUUAUAUCGUCUAGAUAAUACAAGUUUACAUGUACAAUAUGCUAAUGCUAAAUAUGCAUUACAUAUAUUUCUUGUUGAACAUUUAACCGUUGAUAAUUUAUGUGAAAAAGUUAUUAAAAAACCAUUAAAAUUUUAUCGUCAAGAUUCAAUGAAAUUAUUAGCUAAAGCAUGUGCUAAAGAUCGUGAUCUUGGUUUAGAAGUUAGUGAUCAAAAAUUAAAAUUAACAUGUUCAAUUGAUCAAAGACGUUUAAGAAAACCUAUACGAGCAACAACUUGUCAACAUCUACAAUGUUUUGAUUUAACAAAUUAUAUUGCUUUAAAUGAAAAAUCACACAAAUGGAUAUGUCCUGUUUGUAAUAAACCAGCGCUAUUGGAAGAUUUACAAAUUGACUCAUAUACAGAAUCAAUAUUAAAUUCAAUAAAAAAUGAAAAUAUAACCGAAAUAACAAUUAAUGCUGAUCUUCAAUGGACACCUGUUAUACAAACGAAAGUAGACGAUGAAUUAAUCAGCCCAACUUCAAACAUAAAUAUAAUUUCAUCAUUAUAUGAUCCUAUUUUAAUUGAUGAGGAUUAA